AUGUUUCCAUUUCUUAGUUCUCCCGUAAAAAUAUAUAGUAAUCCAGAAACUGUAAAAAUUAAUGUUCGAGGCAAAGAGACCGAAGAAAUUAAAUUGCUUGAUUAUAUUUCGGAAAAAUGUCCUUCUCUUGUAGGCAAAAAUGCAGUGUAUUAUCCUACUUUAUGGCUUCCAAGUGGACACUUGCAAAGUGCUUAUGCUGCCUUCGCAAACUUUGAGGGAAUUCAUUUAAUCAACUAUGAAAGGAAAUUCGUAGAAACGCCUGAUGGCGGUCAGAUCGCUGUUGAUUGGACUCCUCCAAUAUCUCAAAAACCUUUUGAUAAUACACCGACAAUUGUUGUAUUGCAUGGAUUAACUGGAGGUGAAAAAAGAUCAAAACAAAUUUUAGAAACAAUCGAAGAUGAUACUUCUUCAAGUGAAGGAAGUACAGCUGUUGAUA
Messenger RNA from Racocetra fulgida, 436 nucleotides. NCBI's taxonomy places the organism in Eukaryota, Fungi, Glomeromycota, Glomeromycetes, Diversisporales, Gigasporaceae. The record is from the annotation of a GenBank genome assembly.